Messenger RNA from Pezoporus occidentalis (night parrot), 3839 nucleotides. RefSeq names its product transmembrane protein 151B-like. The record is from RefSeq and is a predicted model, not a curated record. The transcript is spliced from 2 exons. The coding region runs from base 1151 to 2533 and encodes 460 amino acids. NCBI's taxonomy places the organism in Eukaryota, Metazoa, Chordata, Aves, Psittaciformes, Psittacidae.
GCAUACUGUGUAGCUCCCUAAAUCAGAAAAAUUACUCUGUACUUACGCAGUGUCAGAUUAGAAGCUAUGAAAUCAAAACCAAACCCCAGAGUUUGGCAGCAAGCCAUAAAACCUGUAGUUACUUAGAAGUGGUUCUCUGUCCCAGGAAAAGAAGAAAGCAGUAUUAAAUCUGACUUACAGCCGCACAGGGUUAGAUGCCAAUGCUUCCAUCUCAUUGAGAAGACAGUAAACUCUUCUUUCUAGUGGUGCUGUGCUAGUAUUUCCUGAGUCUGCUGCUCCUUAAAUUCCCUGCUGGUUCAAGAUUACUUACAGAUUCCUGACUGCUGUGGGUCUGAGAUAAGCUGUGUUAGGGGAGAACUUUAUCCAUGGAGAAAGAAAGAGAUGACAUUUCCCAAACCUAACAUCUGUUGGCAUCUACAGAGCAGUUUGAUGCAUUAGAGGCGUCCCCUUGGGAGAAGGAGUAACUGUGUUUCUAUUUUUGCAUGAAAUCAGGCUCAGCAGAGGGCAUGAUGCUGCAUGAAAAUCAGUGUGGAUCUGCUUUCCCACUGUCAUCUCCUUGGAGUUAGGGGUGAGGCAGAGGAUGGCAGUAAGAAGAGGAAUGCAAGCAGCCCUCCACAUCACCUACUAAAGCAGAGGGGGGUCUGUUUCAUGCACUUUCUGCUGGCUGCCAGCCAGUAACGUAACUCACUCUGCUUCUGCUCUUUGCAGGGAGACAGCUCUGUUUCCGCUAACUGCUUGGCUCAAUUCGGCACUUUUUAUUAUAGCCCAACAUAGCACGACAAUGCAGCUGAUUCACUGCAUCACGGCUGGGGUGAGGACCGCAAUCAUGCCAUCCCAGGGGAAGCAGUGGGAGUACGGGAGCAUGAGCUCUGGCUCUGCUCCCAGCCCAACUUUUGGGACUUGAAAGGGAUGGAUGUGCUGUGUUCUAAAUAUCCACUCGUACACCUUUAACUCCAAUGCUUAAGCUUUCAGGUAUUUUAGGUUAGAGCUGUCUCCUAACCAGCCUGAAGCUACGCUGCACCAUGCUGUAAUCCUGACAAUCCUUUUGACUGGAUGUGCUUGGAUCUAGUAAUUUUCCCGAUGGCUGACCUCCAAGAAAAAUGGUGUUGAUCAUUUGCAACGCCCCGUGAAGCAGUCCCUGAGUGCCUGCAUGUGCCGGGAGUCCCACUGGAAAUGUCUCCUCCUCUCCAUCCUCAUGUAUGGCUGCCUGGGUGCAGUGGCCUGGUGUCAGCUGGCUCGGGUCACCAAGCUUAGCUUUGAUAGCUCCUUCAAGGGCAAGUCCAUGAUCUACCAUGACAGCCCAUGCUCAGACGGCUAUGUCUAUAUCCCGCUGGCCUUCCUCUCUAUGCUGUACGUGGUGUACCUGGUAGAGUGCUGGCACUGCCACGUCAAGAGAGAGCUGCAGUACAAGGCAGAUGUGGACAGUGUCUAUGAAUGCAUCAACCGCAUGCAGCAAGCCACUCCGUGCAUCUGGUGGAAGGCCAUCAGCUACCACUUUGUGCGGCGAACCCGGCAGGUGACCCGCUACCGCAACGGUGAUGCCUACACCACCACACAGGUCUACCAUGAGAGGGUCAACACCCACGUGGCUGAAGCUGAGUUUGACUACUCUCACUGUGGAUACAAGGACAUCUCUAAGGAGCUCCUAGGCCUGGAGAGCUACACAGCCACCAAGCUGAGGUUCACCAAGUGCUUCAGCUUCGCCAACACUGAGUCUGAGAACUCCUACCUGACUCAGAGGGCUCACUUCUUCACAGAGAUUGAGGGUCUGGAUGACUACAUGGAGGUGAGGGAAGGAAUGCAGCUCAAAAACGUGGACUUCAAAGAGCUGAUGAUGGCCUACGGGGACCCGGAUCACCUCCCAUGGUACGUGUCCCACUAUGCUUUCUGGGUGGCAGCUAUCCUCAUGAUCUCGUGGCCGCUCAGGGUACUCAUAGAGUAUCGGACUGCUUACGUCCACUACCACGUGGAGAAGCUGCUGGGCCUGGAGUACACGGCACCCACGGCGGUGGAGGAGCCCCUGUACCGAUACCGCAUGCCCCGCGACACCACACAGGACAGCACGGAGCUGGAGUGGCACAUCUGCACCAACCGGCAGCUGAUCCCCAGCUACUCGGAGGCCAUGCUCAUGGACCUGGCCAGCUCCCCAGCCUAUGCAGUGUGCCAGUACAGCCAAACGGCCCACGGCUGUGACCGCUGCAACCGCGCCUCCAGCACCUCCUCCAUCUUCUCGCGCCACGCUUUCCAUAGCUGCAACUCCCGCCUCUCCCUCAACACCAGCCGCUUCUCCCUGUGCCGCGUCCAUGGCUCCCACAGGACAGGCCUCUGGAGGAGCCGCAGCAGCAGCAUCGCCGACCGCGGCUGCCAGGACGAGCAGUGCUGCUCCUACUCCAGCCAGCUGGCCAUCAAUGAGAAUCCCCCGACCUACCAUGAUGCCCGCUUCUUCCCCGUGCUCAUCGUGCACCGGCCCGAGGGGCACAGCGGGCAGCCUUUCUAUGUCAGGCGCUCCUCCUGCCUGGAAACCUCGCUGUGACGUGAAUCCAUGAUUCCCCAGCUCCUCUGCCCCGGGAUGGGGCUCGCAGAGGUGCUGCCAGUGGGAGCCUGCAAGUGUCAGUCCCCGCAGUGGGUCAGCAGGAUGAGCUUUAGCUCUUCCCCCUGCCACUGCAAGAAGAUGUAGUCCCUCUGACCAACAGCUAACCUCAUUUCCCUCCUUCCAUUGGUGUCCCUAGGCUUUUGUUCCCCUCUUCCUUUCACUCUUCACCCCUUCUUGUGCUCCUCAGGUCCCUGCCUUCCCUCCCAUCCCACUCCCAGUCUUGUUCUUUACAUCUCAGCCACAGCAUUGUUGCCACGGGAGGAUUUAUAAAGCCUGUGCUCUGCAGUGUAUUUGCCCUCCUGGAUGCCCUACAAGGUAAGAAACCCGGAUAAAGCAAGGCAAAAGGCGAGAGUCAGAAGGCGAAUCAGAUCUGCAGACACUGAGUAACCAUCUGCAAGCCCCAAACAAGUUGCUUUUUUAAUGCAUUUUAUUUUCACCAGUCUUUUUUCCUUUUCUUCUCUCAUUUAUUGUCUCUUUUCUUCAUGUUCUCCUCCUCUCACUUUACCCUCAUCUUCCUUUUUCCUUUAUUUCAGUUUUCUCACAUCUGCUCUCCAUUUUUUCAGGGGGUUUGCCAGUCACGGUGUCUUUCAGGGUGUAAUUCCCUUACACUGGGCAAAAAUACGGUAUUUGCAGCACAAACAUCACUGCUGACACAACCACAGGCUAUGCCCCUGGGAAGUGCUGAGGACUUUCUUUCCAGAGCAGUGACAUGCACCAAGAAAGCAAAAUGCCCUUUGCUCACCUUGCCCUGCCUGGGCUGCAGCAGAGGCACUGCUGCAUUUCCAGCUGUAGUUAACCUUGCCCAGCUCCACCCCUGUUAGCAAUCCUUAUGAGCCCUAAUGUAGAUCAGUGUCCUGUUAGUGCCACUAUUUUUAGGACCGUGGGUCUGGUUUGUGGUUGUUUCAUUCCCAGCACUUGCUCAGAGCAGCGCGGGCUGGACAAGACAAGAGGAUCUGCAGAGGGAAAGGCAAAUAUGGUAUGAACCCUCCCAGGGGUAGUCUGGAGUUGCUAGGAAGCUCUUCCACCCACAGUGUCUAUUAGAGCAGUUGCAGGACUGCUCUACGUUAUCAUUCAGCAAUCUGUGUGCCCUAGGAAGGCUUUUUGGCCAGUAGCCCACUGCCUCCUUCCCACCUUCCCAAGCAGGAUGUGGUGCCACCCCAGCCCCAGGCAGGGAGCACAGCCGGGAGCCAGCCCCACCGGCCAUUCCUGCUGGGAUAAUGGCUCUUCCCAUAAGGCUUCCCCUGGU